Messenger RNA from Trichophyton verrucosum HKI 0517, 1887 nucleotides. RefSeq lists its product as uncharacterized. Gene Ontology annotation, molecular function: phosphatidylinositol-3-phosphate binding; ubiquitin binding. Bases 1 to 1887 code for a protein of 628 amino acids. Gene Ontology annotation, cellular component: late endosome membrane; ESCRT II complex. Lineage: Eukaryota; Fungi; Ascomycota; Eurotiomycetes; Onygenales; Arthrodermataceae. The transcript has 3 exons. The record is from RefSeq and is a predicted model, not a curated record. Gene Ontology annotation, biological process: protein transport to vacuole involved in ubiquitin-dependent protein catabolic process via the multivesicular body sorting pathway.
AUGUUCUUCCAGCCAGUCGACCUUACCACCGCCCUCCGCCCGUGCCUGCUGCCGGAUGAGACGCUGCUCUUCGUCCAGGACGCCAUCGGGCUCUACGAUGGUAAAUACAAGAUACCACGGUGCCAGAACGGCCAUGCGUACCUGACCUCGCACCGGAUAUGCUAUAUCGACCUGGAGGAGCCCCGCGGGUGCUCAGUGGGCAUCGACCUCAAGGACGUCGACCGCGUCGAGUUUCAGGCCCGGUUUCUGCGCUCGUCGCCCAAGCUCAGUCUGCUGCCGCGGAGACGGGCGGCUCCAGGAUCUACUUCUACAACGCCCACGGGACCAGGUUCGGCUACAGCGUCUACCAAUAUCAAGAGUGAAGCGAGGACGGCGACGUGGGUGUGUCCGAUCUGCUCGUUUGCGAACCCGGUGCCCUCCAACUUCGACCCUGCGCUGGCUGCGUCGACGGCCAUCCCGCCGUGUCUGGCAUGUGGCAUCAGGCCGCCCUUGACCACUCUUCUCAAAGCAGCCAUCACCGCCUCGACCUCUGCCACAUCUACUUCUACUUCUACUGUGUCGUCUUCGUCAUCUAAGAUAUGUCCGAGGUGUACGUUUGCCAAUCAUCCGUGGCUGCAAGGGUGUGAGAUUUGCGGUGCCGGGCUGGGUGGGAACGGGAACGGGAGCGGUGGCCUGACCGGAGCCGGAGCAGGAGCAGGAUCAGGAGUAGGAGUAGGAGCAGCAACGGCGGCGGCGUCUCGGACUGACUCGCCAGCGCCGUUUGGGCCAGCGUCGCGACUGGAAGGCAGGGAGAUUGGGGAGUGUGUCAAGCUCUCCUUUCGAGCAGGCGGCGAGAAGGUGUUCCACGAGCGACUGAGGGGGGCUCUCGUCCAGCGCAAGUGGAUUCUCCAGGACGCUCCUCCGGUACCCAAAGCUGGUUCUGGUUCUGGUGGUCCUGGUUCCGGUUCCGGUGUUGGUACUGGUACUGGUACUGGUAUGACUGGUAUGACUGGUACGACUGGUGCGACUGGCAUGAUUCCAGGCGCAACUGGUACUACUACUGGUACAGGUGAUAGUAAUGUUGGCGGCGGUGGUGGUACUGCUAGUGGUACGGCCGCUGGCAUCGCAGGCCUAGAGCGCCGUGGACUGGAGGCGCGACGCAACAACGAGGCAGUGAUCGGAGGAGCGUUUGAGGAUCUGGAGGCGCUGAUGGCGUCUGCCCGCGAGGUUGUGGCGCUGGCCGAGACGUUUGCCCGAGAGCGACGAAACGACGCCGGUGUCACAGACGAGGUCUCGCAGUCUGCCGCCGCCCUCGGGAUGAUCACCACCAAGCAGCUGCUGGGCCAGUCCGCUGCCUCUGCGUCUUCGUCGUCGUCGUCGACCACGGCGAGCCUGUACGUGACCGAGCUGUCUCGCAACCUGGCAGAGUACCUGACGGACGAGCGAGAGGGCCUGCUGCGACGAGCGGGCGGGAUCAUGAGCCUGGUGGACGUGUGGGCGGCCUUUAACCGAGCCCGCAACGGCGUCGAGCUUGUGAGUCCGCGAGACUUUCACUCAGCGGCCGAGCAGUGGGAGGUGCUCCGCCUGCCAGUCCGCCUGCGCCGGUUCAGGAAGAGUGGUCUGCUGGUCGUGCAGCGGGCCGACUGGACGGACGAGAAGACCUUGCAGCAGCUCUCCGCCUGGCUCAACCAGUUACACAGUACUUCUACUACUUCGACUCCUGCUACUUCUACGACGACGACGACGAGCUCCUGGUUUGGCCGGGGCGUGACUGCGCAGGAAGCCGGCGAGCGCUUUGGCUGGAGUCUCGGGGUGGCCAGCGAGGAGCUCGAGAUGGCUGAGGAAAGGGGCCUGCUGUGUCGCGAGCAGGGCGUCGAGGGCCUCCGCUUCUGGCUGAACCACUUCUAG